Molecule: messenger RNA, 3741 nt
Organism: Henningerozyma blattae CBS 6284
Lineage: Eukaryota; Fungi; Ascomycota; Saccharomycetes; Saccharomycetales; Saccharomycetaceae
Product: SAPS family protein
Exons: 1
Coding region: 1-3741 (1246 amino acids)
Cellular component (GO): cytosol; nucleus
Molecular function (GO): protein phosphatase regulator activity; protein phosphatase binding
Source: RefSeq, a predicted model, not a curated record
AUGUCGUUCUGGCCCUUUUCUACAAAUACAAACAAUUCAAAUAUUAAUAAAACUUUGGAUCAAUAUUUCCUGAUAUUGAAUUAUUUGAAGAAAAAUAAUUUAUUACCAAUAAUUAGAAAUAGUAACAGCACAAGUACAAAUUCGAUAUCAUUGGCAUCAUUAUCUUCCAUUUCUUCAGAUUUUAACACCUCAUCUCCAAUAAAUCAAAUACCUUUGCCACCAAGACCAGCUGAACCAACUACUAGUACAAAUACAGUUGCGCCUACAACCACUACAACAGCAGAUACAUUUUCAAAUGGCAGACCUAUAAAUGGUAAUAAUCCUACCACCACCAAUACGGCGUCGGGAAAUUUUACUUAUUCGAUAAAGGAUCUGGAUAGUUCUUUCAUAGAUUCAAUCCUGAUGGAACCUGAUUUAAUAGAAGAGUUACUUAUGAAUAAUAACAAUCUCAUAGAUUUCAUUUGCUUUGGCUAUUUUUUCCAGAAGACAAGUACCACUAAUAAUCCUCUUUCAUCUCAAAAUGAAUUUGUUUCAAUUUCAAAUUUAAAUUAUAUCAUUGAUAGACUAUUAUUAGCUCUGUCAAAUAUUAAUCAAAUAGACGUUAAUAAUAAUCAAUCUUCAGUCCAACAUUCAACAAAUAACCUCAUCAUUCAUGAUUAUUUCAAUGCAAAUAAUGAUUUGGGCUCCAGGUCUUCUUUACAUAAUGAUAUUGAAAUAGAUUUACAACAACAAGAUUAUCUUAUGAAUAAUAAUAAAGAUGACUACACUAAAGAGAAUAAGAAUAAAUUUAGAAAUCCCACCACGUUUUUAGAUGAUAAUACUGUUAAAACUCAAAAUGUUAUAGACCCAUUGGAUGAUCCGUUAGAAAACGCUUCACCAACAACUAAAUAUAAUAAAUUACAACAUAAUAACGAUAGGUCCACUUCGACUUCUUUAAAGCUAGAGCCAAGUUUUACUCCAACUUUCUCAAAGACAACAACUACUACAACAACAAUACAUUCAAAUAAUAUACCACCUGCUUUAGCAUCCAUAUCAACUGCAUUAUCGUCAUCCUCUUCCUCUAUUAUUUCUUCUUCUUCUUCCUCAUCAUCAAACUCAUCAUCACCUUUUUUAAUUGAUAACCAUUCUUCAGCCACCACUAAUACAACAACACUAGUUUCAAAUAAUAAUGCUGAUGAUGCUAAUACUAAUACAAGCAACAAUACAGAUCCUAAGACGAAUAUUCCUCCAGAUAAUAAUAUUUUGAAUAUUAAAAUGGCCAAUAUUAUAACAAAUAUUUUAUCACAAGAUGUUUCGAUUGUAUUAAAUUCCAUUUUGAAUAAUUUUAAUUAUUUAAAUAAAUUAUGGUCCAUUAUUUAUAAAAUUAAUUCAAAAAAUUAUCAAAUUUUAUCAAAUUUUUUCUUAAAGAUCAAUGAGAUUUUAUUUUAUAAAAAUUCCAUUAAAUAUUUGAAUUUUAUCCGAUUAAAUUCCACAAAUUUUACUAAGAAUCUAAUCGAAAAUAUUAAUUAUGAAAAUAUAAUAGAUUUUUUUUUAAAAUUAAUUUCUACUGAUAAAUUUAAUAAUGAAUCAGGAAUGAUAAAUUUAUUAUUAAAUCAAAACUUAAUUGAAAACUUGAUUAUAAAAUUGAAUAAUUUAGAUUCAAUUAAAGAUUUCGACAUUAUUAUAUCAAUAGGUGAUUUCUUAAAGAAUUUAAUAACAAUUUCAUCAAAUACCCUAUUAUUACUGGAUAAUAACUCAGUUACCUCUUCAUCAAUGAAUCCAAAUUCAAAUCAAUUAUCCAACUCGGCAAUGGUUAAUAAUUCAGAAAUGGAUCCGGAUAAUAUGCUAAUUGGUCCGAAUAAUUUAAUUAGAAAUUUAGUUUCAGCAAAAGUAAUUAAGAAAUUAAUUAAUUUAAUCUUAACUAAAAAAAAUUAUCAUUUAAUAGUAAUAGUAUCAAUCGUUAUUGAGUUGAUUAGAAAAAACAACUCAGAUUAUGAUAAUUUCAAUUAUUUAUCUGAAAAAAAUUUAAAUUUAAAAUUAAAUCCACCAAAUAAUAAUGAUCCAAUUUAUUUAGGUUUCAUGUUAAAAGAAUUUUCAUUAAAUUUAAAUAAUUUCUUCCAUUUACUAUUUGAAUUAGAGUUAAAUUUAAAUGAGAAAACACCAAAUACAAAUCAAUUAGGUAAUCAAUACAAACCAUUGAAUGUUCAAAGAUUUAAAAUUAUUGAAUUAAUCGCUGAAUUGUUACAUUGUUCUAAUAUGAAAUUAAUGAACUAUAAAAACUAUCAUAAGUUUGCAGCCAAAAAAAAUUCUAUUCGUAAAAAUUUUAAAUUUUUCCUAAAUGAUGCUAUAAGUAAUGACUUAUUGACGAAUGUUAAUACAAAUAAUACUAUCACUGCAGAUGCAACAAUUGAUUUUUCAUCAAAUUCAUCUUCAUCUACAAUUAAACACUUUAAAAAACAAAAAUAUGAUUCAAAUUUAAAUAGUAAUGGUAGUACAAAUAAUAUUUUGAAUCCUAAUAAUAUUGAAAUAGAUUCCAAUAAGAAUGAAGAUUCCGAACUUAUAAUUAAUUUUAAAACAAGCCGUACCCCAAAACUCAACUCCAUGGAUGAUGAGGCGGCUUCUAAUUCCGAUGAUGAGUUAGAUUCUGAUCCUAAUUUCAGAUUUACAACUAGCAAUCAUGCUUACUCAAAUAAAAGUAUACUAGAAGAAGAUGAAUAUGAAAUCAAAGAAUCUAAUGCUUUCAAUAAUAAUUCUAACAAUAGUUAUUUAACUGAUGAGAGAAACACUAUUUUAAGAAAAAAUCCAACUAUUGGUGAUAUGUUUAAGAUAAAACUAUUUGACUCCCAAUUUUUACCGAAAAUCGUAUUACUUUUCUUAGAAUAUCCAUGGAAUAAUUUAUGGCAUAAUGUCGUGUUCGAUAUUAUCCAACAAAUUUUUAAUGGGAAGCUGGACUCUACUUACAAUUGCUUUUUAAUAUAUCAAUUAUUUUCGCUACAAAACUCAAGAUCUUUUAUCCAUACUAUAUCAGAUUAUAGAAAUGAGGAUAGUUAUAUUAAUAAUAAUGAACAUAUUUUGUCAAUUAAUAAAUAUAUUAAUUCCAAUAUACCCAUUGAUUUAAGUAUAACUAAGAAUAUUAUCCUUAAAGGUUAUCAAGAUUCUUACGAUUUUUUUGAAAAAGAAUCGAUAAAUCUUGGAUAUAUGGGGCAUUUAAUUUUAAUUGCUGAAGAAGUUGUUAAAUUCUCUAAAAAUAUUGAUACAAAGACACUUUCUAAUGACAUAUUUGAUGUAUUAAAUGAUAAAGAAUGGUUAUACUAUUGCAAUGAAGUUUUAAAUGAAACAAGAAAGAUGUAUUCUUGUAUUCUGGGGGGUGGAACUUAUGUUGAAGAUGGAAAUGGAAAUAUUAUUCCUCAAUUGCCAUCUUCACCAACUCAAUCUUUGCAAUUAAAGGAAAUCGAUAUGAAUGACAAUAUAAACAGUGAUAACCAAGAACCUUUAGAAUGUGAUGGACAAGCUGACUCGCAAUCGAAUUUCCAAUUAAUACCCUCGUCUAGAGCUACAGAAGAAUUAGUAAUUUCGAGGCAUAGUUCUUAUAAAAAUAGUAAUUCGAUAAGUGUGGAGGAUAUAGAGGAACAAUUAGGUCUUUCUACAACUUCAGAUUUACAUAACAGACUAAGAAAUAUGCUUGUUCAUGCAUCAGAAGAUGAAAUCAGUUUAAGAAAUGAACAAAACGGGGUUAUCAUUUUGGGUCCUCCACCAGAAUAA